AUGCAGUUCAGCACCUCCUUCCUCGCAUCCCUCACGGCCAGCCUGGCGCUCUUCUCGGGAGCGCAGGCCGCCAUGUCGGUGGACCAGAUCGUGGGCGGGCUCAACAUGUUCCGCGACAUGGCCAAGCAGCUGCAGCCGGCGGCCAGCGCGCUCAGCCCGAACCCGCUCUCGGUGCUGACCAGCGCCAACCAGGCCAACCUGCAGCAGUGCGCGGACGGGUUCGCCCAGGCCGCGCAGCUGGGCGGCGGCUUCGUCAACGGCAUCGCGGGCACGCCCGCCGUCGCCGGCCAGUACGCCGACGACGACCGCUCCAACAUCGCCGGCGCCUAUGGCGACUGCGCCCAGAGCCACCUGCUCCUGCUCAAGACCGUCGCCAACGCCCAGUCGGGUGUCGGCUACGGCACCGCCCAGGGCACGUCGAUUGUCAACUCGAUGGGCGCCAUCUCGGCUGUCAUUACUGGACUCACGGCCAACCUGGUUGAGAUUGUCGGCGCAAACUCGGGCGCGGCGAUGCAGCUCAACGCCAACAAGAACAAGCUACUCAACGGUGCGGCCAGGGUCAAGGCCUGCUACUCUCCCGAUAUCGCAAGCAUUGCCAAGUGGGCCGAGCCAGCAUGGCUACAUGGUCUCGAAAGCCCAUACUACAAUGAGUCGCACCGAAGGUUCCAGAAAUACGUGCGCGAGUACGUCGACACGCACCUGCUCCCGCACGCGCUCGAGUGGGAAGCGGCGGGGGAGGCGCCGCGGCAGGUCCGAGAGCGGUUCGCAGGGUCCGGGCUCGCCUUCCUGGACGUGCCGCUGGAGUACCGGCCGCCAGAGCAGCGCGCGGUGGCGGGGGUUCCGCACGAGCAGCUCGACGCCUUCCACGAGCUGAUCCUCAUGGACGAGAUGGCGCGGCUGCCCAGCGGCGUCGCCAUCGCGCUGGCCGGCGCGUCCAACGUCGGUGCCCCGCCCGUCAUCUACUCGGGCUCCGAUGGCCAGAAGCGCCGCUGGCUGCCGGGCCUCUUUUCCUGGCAGACCAGCUUCUGCCUCGCCGUCACGGAGCCCACUGCCGGCUCUGACGUCGGCGCCAUUCGCACCUCGGCGGUCCGCACCCCGGACGGAUCCGAGUACGUCGUCAACGGGCUGAAGAAGUGGGUCACGGGUGCGCCUUGGGCCACGCACAUGACGACGGCGGUGCGCACCAAGAGCAGCAGCAGCAGCAGCAACACCACCACCAACACCAACACCAACACCAACACCAACACCACAACCUCGCGGUCCCCAUCCCGGUCCGAAAUCUCGCUCCUCGUCAUCCCGCUCGACUCCCCCGGCGUAUCAAUUCGCAAGAUCCACAACACGGGCCACAACGCGGGGCUGCGGGACGUGCGGGUGGCGGCGGCGAACCUGGUGGGGUGCGAGGGCGGCGGGUUCCCGAUCGCGAUGCGCAACUUCAACAAGGAGCGCUUCAUCUUGGCGGUGGACUGCAACCGGCAGGCGCGGGUGUGCCUGGCCGAGGCGCUGCGGCACGCGCACGACCGCGAGACGUUCGGGGCGCCGCUGGCGUCGCGGCAGCUGAUCCGCGCCAAGCUGACGUCGGUGGCGUGCGACGUCGAGGCGCACUGGGCGCGGCUCGAGCAGCUCGCGCACCACGUCCGGGUCCGCGGCUGGCAGGCCCGCGACCUGGCCGGCCCCGUGGCGCUUACCAAGGUCCAGGGCGGCCUCGUCGUCGAGCGCGCCGUCAGGGAGUCGCAGCAGGUCCACGGCGGCGCGGGCUACGAGCGCGGCAGGACCAUGACGGAGCAGAUCCAGCGCGACCUCAGGCUCAAGGUCAUUGGCGGCGGGAGCGAGGAGAUCCUGACCGAUUUGGCUUGGCGGGAGGAGCACAAGCUGGCCAAGGAGCGGGGGGCUAAACUGCUUCAGGUACUCGGUCUUGAGAUAGGCCGUCCGGAAGUCCUUGUUCAGCGGCUCCUUGGGAUCCCGCUGCGAGGCGAUGUGCAUGCCCGUGACCUCGUCGACGAGCAGGGACGCGGCGCCGCCGUGCAGCGAACCCGGGAACCCCAUCAUGCCGUCCUCGAGCGCUAUCAGCGAGACGAAGUGGCGGAUGCGGAACCCGAGACGCGCGCACGGCCGCGGGUAGACGUGGACCCAGGCCGCGAUGGUGGCGGCGGUGUUGAGCGUGUCGCCGACGAGCUGGUUCUCUUUGGUCGGCAGCACGGUCCUGUUGGCGUGGACUUGGACGACGAGCGGCGCCUUUGGAUGAUCGUCGUCGCCGUCGUCGUCGUCGUCGUCGACGUCUGCGGUCCGUUUAAGGUGCUUCGCGCACCAAGGGAUUCGCAUCAAGUGGAGAACCUCGGCAUGGUCGUUAGUACCGUCAUUACCCGUCCGGUCCAUCGUGUUUUAAGGUUCCUGCAGCAGGGGUUU
Pyricularia pennisetigena is the source of this 2403-nucleotide messenger RNA. RefSeq lists its product as uncharacterized. The annotation marks the transcript as partial. The transcript is spliced from 5 exons. NCBI's taxonomy places the organism in Eukaryota, Fungi, Ascomycota, Sordariomycetes, Magnaporthales, Pyriculariaceae. Gene Ontology annotation, molecular function: flavin adenine dinucleotide binding; acyl-CoA dehydrogenase activity. The record is from RefSeq and is a predicted model, not a curated record.